AUGUCGUCAAAUUUAACGGAUACAGUCGCUAUUCUUCAAUUACAACUGAUUUCUCAAAGAUUAAAUCUUACAAUAGGCUUUAUUUUACUCAUUAGUGGUAUUGUAGGUAACCUUCUUAAUGUAUUUGUUUUUUUAAAUUCUGGCAAUUAUAAAAAUAAUGCUUGUUCACUGUACGUAAUAGUAAGAUCUUUUUUCGAUUUAAUUGUUGUUGGUUUUGGUUUGGGUACUCGAAUUCUUAGUUACAAUUUUCAAAUUGAUCUUACAAACAUAAGUCGUGUUUGGUGUAAAUUACGUGUUGCUUUAAUCUACGCAACCUGUCUUGUAUCCUUAACAUGUAUUUGUCUUCAAUCGAUCGAUGCAUACUUAUCGUCUUCACGACAUAUUACCUAUCGUCGAAUGAGUAAUGUUCGUAUAGCUCGAUAUUUAAUUACUGGUAGUAUAUGUAUAUGGAUUUUACAUGAAGUACCUUAUGUCUACUUUCAAGAUUUGGUUGAUGUUGCAGGUAUACUCGUUUGUCUCUCAACAAAUGCAAAUUAUGCAUGGUAUCAUAAUUAUUUUGUAAUCAUUGGUCUUUGGACUAUUAUACCUAUUACAAUUAUUAUUGUAUUUGGCUUUCUCUCAUAUAUACAUUUACGUGAACGACAUGCACUUCUUGAUCUUACAAGACAAAUGAUAAAUAUGACAUUGUUUCAAUCGGCAAGUGUCUUUAUAUUUCAAGUUCCAUCUGAAAUAGCCGUAGCCUAUUUUUUGGCUACAGCAAAUGUUAACGUAAACGCUUAUUAUCGUGCACGAAACCAACUAAUUCAGCUCUUUUUGAGUAAUUAUGGUUAUGGAACAUAUGUGAGUUUACUAUUGCAUCAAAAACGUCAUUUAAAUGAAAAUGCUUGGAAAAUAAAAAGUACACAAAUUUUUCAAGAUUUAUUGUAUCGUAAUAUAUUUAUUUGA
This is a messenger RNA of Adineta steineri, 945 nucleotides long. The record is from the annotation of a GenBank genome assembly. NCBI's taxonomy places the organism in Eukaryota, Metazoa, Rotifera, Eurotatoria, Adinetida, Adinetidae.